Molecule: messenger RNA, 2181 nt
Organism: Rosa chinensis
Lineage: Eukaryota; Viridiplantae; Streptophyta; Magnoliopsida; Rosales; Rosaceae
Exons: 8
Coding region: 79-2181 (700 amino acids)
Molecular function (GO): protein binding
Source: RefSeq, a predicted model, not a curated record
UGUACUUAUUGGAACUUACCAGCUGUAGUUUUUUGAAGAUUUCUCCAACCGAUAUAUACAUUAUUCGAUUGAUCGAGCAUGGGAAGUACCACAGUUGCCUCCAAUGAAAUUGUCCUCGAAGUUCUUAACCAGCAUAACUAUAAAGAUUGGAGUUCUCGGAUUGAGACUUACUUAUUAGCUAAGGAUCUUUGGGAGGUUGUCAAACAGAAACCUCCUGCAAGUAAUGGGGAAACUGCAUAUAAGGCUUGGAGGACAAAGAAUGCCAGGGCCUUGCAUGCAAUUAAAAUCAGUUGCGGGACUGAGAUGUAUUCUUUUAUCCGGACAAUCAGAUCAGCCAAUUUAGCAUGGGAAAUUUUGGAGAAAAAGAUCAAACCACGUGACACUACUAAAGACCAAAAAGACACCGGAUGCACCGAUCUUCACACAGCAGUCAUGGAAGGACAUGUGGAUAAUGUGAAAAAUUUGUUGUCGUCGAUGAGUGAAAAAGAUUUGGCAAAAAAAGAUGGCAAAGGCCGUACAGCUUUAGAUGGUGUUAUAGUUGCAUCCUGUACAAAAGCACACUGGAUCCAAAUAGCUAGUUCCAUGGUUGCAAAGAACCGGGAAAUAGUUGAAAUCAGUAGUCAGCCCAGAAAUUAUAUUCCUGUUGUGAGGGCUUGUAGUCGAAACAAAUGGGAAAUGGCACGUUGUCUCUUCUCUCUCACUCCCCAUGAGACUCUACUGCGUGAGAAUGGAACACCGGGCGCGAAUGGAACCCCGGGCGCUCAACUUAUUACUAUGUGUAUUUGGCGUCCCAAAGGACUCGAUGUUGCAUGGAACCUGCUACAAAAUUAUCCAAGGCUGGCCAUGGCUGACAACGGACUUGGACAGCCGCCCAUGCUUGUAUUGGCUGGUAUGCGUGGUGCAUUUCUUAGCGGAGCGCGACUGACAUUUUGGCAAAAGUUGAUCUACAAGAGUAUAUACAUACAACCUAUUGAUUUUAUUCUUUCCGAGAAAGUUAUUAGUGCUUCAGAAUCAGAAGAUGAACUAUAUCCAAAAACAAGAUCAGAAGCUGAUCAAGGUCAUCUCAGGGAUAUAUUUUGCUCGGUUAUGAUGUUAUUCAGAAGACUUAUUAUGGGUGCCGUUAAGGCUUUGGGAAUCAAUCAUGUGUAUGAAAUGAAAUCAAACCACUUCCGAUUCGAUAACUUUCUAAGCUGUAUGGUACAAGUGACAAAAAGUCUGGAUAACUUUACACCAGCAGAAUUUAACGUUGUGAGAAAUUCACUCUUCAAAGCUAUUGAACGAGGGCAUGUUGAAUUUGUUACUCAUAUGCAAAAAGCAAACCCGGCAGUCAUGGAAAUCUUUGAUGAUAAAAACAAUAUAUUUCAGUAUGCCAUUGAAUAUCGUCAAGAAAAAAUUUAUAGUUCAAUAUAUAAGCUCAAGUCAAAAAAGAGAGACGAUAUUAUGCAUAGUAUAGCAAAGUUUAACAAUAAUAUGCUACAUAGUGCAGCAAACUUAUCCCCAGUUACACAUUAUAAUCAUAUUCAAGGUGCAAGUUUGCAAAUGCAACGAGAAUUACAAUGGUUCAAGGAGGUGGAGAGUCUGUUACCUAUUGAAAUGCAUGAAUUUGUCAAUACUUCAAACUUGACAGCACGUGAACUAUUUACCAAGAAUCACAAGAAAUUAAAGGAGGAAGCAGAAGCAUCGAUGAAAGGGACUGCAGCUUCUUGUACAACUAUAGGUGCUCUUAUUGUUACUAUGAUGUUUGCUGUAGCAUUCACAGUUCCUGGCGCAACUGAUGGUAACACCGGUCUCCCAAUUUUUAUGCAUAAAAAAUUGUUUAAGAUUUUUAUAAUCUCAGAUACAAUAUCACUUGUUUCCUCCACAACUUCGGUAAUUACGUUCUUGGGACUUCUCACAUCAACUUAUGCAGAAGAUGAUUUCCUUUGGUCCUUACCCACAAAAAUGAUGAUAGGCCUUUCUUCUCUUUUUGUCUCUAUUGCUGCGAUGAUGAUCACAUUUUCAUGUGCCCUUACCAUUAUGCUUGAUGGAGAAGCAAAGAUGAUAAUCAUGGGCAUUGUGUUUGCAAGUGUUCCCGUCGGGUCAUUUAUAUGUUUUUUAUUUCCCCUCCUUUUUGAGAUUUGCAUGUCCACUUAUGGACCUUCGAUGUUUGAUAGGAAAACAAACGUUGGCAUUGAACAUUGA